AUGUCUGAGGGAAGCACCGAGAUUCGCUGCCACUGUGGUAGAAGUUUUAAAGACGCUGAAGCGAUUGCGCAACAUCGUCGCGACACAAAACCGCAUCCACCUAAGAACCGUUAUUCUUUGUUUCCGAUUGACAAACUGAUGAGGUGCAGCUGUGGCCGCGGUUUCAAGUCUGAAAAGGCGCUACUGCAGCACAAGAGCAUGUCUCCUCGUCACCCGAGAAAGGCGUCGGUAGCACAAGCAGAUACAAAGAACUCCAGCAGCCCAGGCAAUAUGAAAGAUGGCGACGAUAGGAACAAGCUUCCCACAGAGACCGGAGGUGCAACAUCGGAUGCCUUCAACUUGGCACGAGAUAAGGAAUACGAAGAUGAUGACACUGCCAGCAAGGAUGAGCAAGGAAGUCAGCCAUCUCAACAUACAAAUCUGUCAGAUCAGGCGGACAUAACCCAUGGAGCCUUAUCAUCGUCCUUUACCUGGUACCCUGGCGUUGGCGACAACCAUUCACUGUGCUAUGAUCGCUGCGGAUGGUGUGGUCAUUGUGCUGGUGGAACUUCCAGAUUUGCCACCGUCUUCGAAUUGUCACUCCGGCUGAAACUGCAGGGAGACAACAGUAUGCCACCAACCGGAAGAUAUCCAUUUCUUCAGAUACAAGUUCAUGGCGGCGUCAUUGAAAGCGUUGGAGAAACGAGUAUCUAA
Molecule: messenger RNA, 693 nt
Organism: Trichoderma citrinoviride
Lineage: Eukaryota; Fungi; Ascomycota; Sordariomycetes; Hypocreales; Hypocreaceae
Exons: 3
Coding region: 1-693 (230 amino acids)
Source: RefSeq, a predicted model, not a curated record